CUGUACUGUUUAGUGUCAUGCUCGCGCUCCAUUGAUACUGGCUGCCUGUACUAGAGCGUGGAGCGGACUAGGGAAAAACAUAAAGGAAAAACGAAAACAAUCAAGCGGCAACAUUUAAUACAAUAAUGAUAGCGACACAACUGCAGGCACUGGCAUCCCUUCGGUGACAGUCAAGACAUCACAAGGAAGAGGAGGAAGAGCUAGGAGAAGACCGCACAUCUGGGAAGACAUUUAAAAGUAACUAAAGCUUACUUGACCACAGGUAGUUAUCGCGCGUCAAAUAAUAUCAAAGUGCAGGUCAUGCGGAUAUCUCCGGGUGGAGAUCGAGCUGUGUUUCAUUGCUAGUAGAGGUCUUCUUGGGAAGAAGAUCACUUAUUUCCAGCUGAACAAGAACAGGAUAAAGCCAUGUCCCGAAGAAAGCAGAGCAAACCCCGGCAGAUCAAACGUUCUAUUGGUGACCUGGAGGGUGGUGAGGACAACACACCUGAGGAUGUCAGCCUAUCGGGCGAUGAGGGCGGAGCCUCAGACUCAGCAGAAUGUGACAGCUCCAGUCCACCACCAUAUACCCCCCUGUACAAUGAAGAGCCAAGGACACAUGAAUCCCUUUGUGCACCUGAUGAUGAUGAGGAGGAGGAGGAGGAGGAGGAGGAGAAAGGUCCAACACACACUAAGGAGGAGAUGGAAGAGGAGGAAGACUGUCUACAUUGGAGGGGUCCAGAUGAUCUGGAGCUGAGUGAUGAUGCUGCUUACCCCAAGGUCCUGGCCUGCAGGGACCUCACCACUGACACACUAUGGGGGCCAUACGCUGGGAUCGUCCAAACAGAAGAUGCGGGAGAUGACCAGGAGUCAGAGAUCUCCAGGUUGAGCCUGGUGUGUGAGGACACAGACUGCUGGCUCCGUAGAGUCCUGUUAACCUCUGAUGCAACAGAUACCAACUGUACCAUCUACAGCCAAGGUGAGGAGCUGUAUUGUAAGGUAACUCAGGACAUCUCCACAGGGGACGGUCUGCUGGCUACGCUGUCUACACCCUCUAUGGAGCAGCGGUCCCCCUCUAAGACCCAGGGUGUAGCGGUGAAGGAGGAGCCUACAGGUGUCUACCCAGCAUCCCUCCACUCUGAGAUACAGCUCCUCCCCCAGCAGGCUGGGAUGGCAGCCAUCUUGGCCACAGCAGUUGUCAACAAGGACAUCUUUCCGUGUAAGGACUGUGGGAUCUGGUACCGCAGUGAGAGGAACCUCCAGGCCCACCUCAUGUACUACUGUGCCAGCCGGCAGAAGCAGCAGUCCUCCUGCUCCCCUCCACAGGACAAGCCCAAGGACUCCUACCCCAAUGAGCGUGUCUGCCCCUUCCCACAAUGUAACAAGAGCUGCCCCAGCGCCAGCUCCCUGGAGAUCCACAUGCGGACACACAGUGGUGAGCGUCCCUUUGUGUGUCUGAUCUGCCUGUCGGCCUUCACCACUAAAGCCAACUGUGAGCGUCACCUGAAGGUGCACACGGACACGCAAAACGGAGUGUGUCACGGCUGUGGCUUCAUCUCCACCACGAGGGACAUCCUCUAUAGCCACCUGGUUACCAGUCACAUGGUUUGUCAGCCCGGCUCGCACAGUGAAGUGUACUCCCCAGGUCCUGGCCUGCCCAAACUGCCUCUGUCCACAGGUCUAAGUCCAGGGGACUCUGGUGUUGUGUUGAAAUGUCAGAUAUGUGGCCACGUCACAGACUCACCCGGCCAGCUCCAGCAGCAUGUUCGCACACACCUGGAGGUGAGGGUCCCGGCAGAGAGGAGCCCCUCACCCCGCCAGAGCACCCCGUCCUCAGCUGACCACCCUGAGCCCCCUGCCUGCGUACCCCACCCUGACUCCUCCAGCCCUGGGGCCAAUGGGAGCUCAGCCACCCCGCGAGGCUGCAGCCCACCUGACCACCUCCCCACAGACAUGAGGAUCAAAGAGGAACUGCGCUCAGACUCUGAGAAUGAGGGGCAGGAGGAGGAGGACCGGGAGGGGAAGAGCCAUGGACACACAGGGGUAGGGUGCUCUCAGACCUCCACCUCCCCCAGGAGUCCCUUUGCUGUGGCUGUGAAGGCAGAGCCAACCAGCCCCACCCCUGGCUCCAGCCCUGCCCACCCGGGAGGAGCUGGCUCAGUGCUGCCUGGAGGAGCUGUAUUCCUGCCACAGUACAUGUUCAGCCCAGAGGCAGCCAUCCUGCCCCAGGCCUCAGAGAUCCUGGCCAAGAUGUCUGAGAUGGUCCACAGCCGGCUGAAGCAAGGCCAGGUGUCCCCUGGGGCAGCACCAGCCUUUUAUCCCGCAGGCACUACCGCCACUGUCCACAAGGGGGCCACCUGCUUAGAGUGUGAUAUCACCUUCAACAACAUCAACAACUUUUACGUUCACAAGAAGCUCUACUGCUCCAGCAGGCAUCAGCAGGGAGACGCGGCUGGCCCAGUGAAGGAGGGGGCCUCGGGGGUCACCGUCCCCUCUGUCCGACACGGUUCAUCCCCUCAGGCUGCCACAGCCUCCCACAGUGACUCAGACCCUGUUCCAGGCAGCACCGGCACAGAGGGCAAGCUGGUGGAGAUGAAAAGUGAGAACCCUGGGGUGAAGGAGGCUGUGUCCUCCUCUUCCUCUGAGGGGGAAGGUGGUGGAGGAGGACGAGACCUGGUCAGUGAGGGCAGCCAGAGCCCCAGCGGCUCAGCAGAGGACCAGGAAGAAGACCCCACCAGGACCUUCUGUCAGGCCUGCAACAUUCACUUCAGUCGCCAUGAGAACUACACGGUCCAUAAGCGCUUCUAUUGUGCCUCACGCCACGAUCCGUCCAACCAGCGGUCAAGCGCUGGCAAAGCCACCUUCCUGCCUCAGCCCAUCCGCACGCGCAAGAGGAAGAAGAUGUAUGAGAUCCACAUGGCUCGGACUGAGGCCCUAGCCAACGCUGCUGCUAUUGCCUUUCCCUCUGCUCCAGGGAUGAGCCCGGCUGUGAAGCAGGAGGCUGCUGCCUCAUUGGGGAAGGUCCUGGAGGCACCUGUUCCUGCCAUGGCCUUGGGCCUGUGUCCAGCCACUUCCAGUAGCACCAGCCCUGAUGGAGACGGCCCAAUCGACCUGAGUAAGAGGCCCCGUCUGAGGGACACCCCACGGGGCAGCAGCAGCAUCUCUGCUCUGCCCCUCACUGACUACCACAAGUGCACCGCCUGCAGCAUCAGCUUCAACAGCAUUGAAAACUACCUGGCCCACAAGACCUACUACUGCCCGGCCACCACCCUGCAGGCCCACACCCUGAAGACGCUCCACAGGCUGAAGAGACCAGCCUCCACUUCCCCAGAGGCCAAUGGGCUCCCCACAGAGAAGGCUCCUCAGGGGGCCUCGCCCAGCCCUCACCCCUCAGCUUUGCCUGGCUCUGAGGCUACAUCCCUUCACAGCGGCCCUGCAGCCAAAGGCCCAGGCUCUCCUCCUGUGGUCUGCCCCUACUGCCCUCCCAAUAGGGCGGUGACCUGUGACCUGGUGGAGCACUUCAGAUCCAUGCAUGGCCUGGUCUUGAACCUGGAAGGCCAGCCAGCUGUCAUCAGCCCCAGCCUGAGCCCCAGGGAUGAGACUCCAGUUACCCCGCCCAAACUGGGCCUCCAGACCCGCAGGGACAGCAUCAACAUUCGGGUCAGAAUGGACACUGUAUCCCCCUCCUCUCCCCUGGUGAACAUUAGCCCCCUGGGUCCCCAUGCUGGGGGUGGCAGCUCCCCCAAAGCAGCCCCUCCUGCUGUGUCUCCCACCAGGUCCCUCCCCCUGACUGUGUCCCCUGUGCCUGAGGUCCUGAGGGAGGUUGGGGUUAUGAACCACCAGGCUGCUGUUGCUCUGCUUCCAGACAGGGCAGCCCUCACCCUGGGUCUCCCACUCCCUGUUGCUGUCCCGGCACCUACCACACCCAAGACCCUCCUGGUCUCCCCUUUGCAGAACGGUAACAUCCGCUUCUGCCGGCUGUGCAAUAUCAAGUUCAGCAGCCUGUCCACGUUCAUAGCCCACAAAAAGUACUACUGUUCCUCCCACAGCGCUGAGCACGUCAAGUGAACAUGCCUGUCUCUGCACAGUGUCCCCUCACAGCCUAGCCCCAGCUCUUCACCUGUGUCAGUGCCACCAUGGCAUAGCACCACUUCUGGACAGUCUGAAGUAAAUGUGACUGUUACUCGCCAGGCACUGGUUAGCUGCUCGGACGCUGACGCUCCCGGUAUUGUUACUAUGGUAACUUAUUUCUUCUUAUGGGUCAAAGUUCGUAUUACACUAAGAGCGGAGAUACGCUACCUGCACACACAUUUGUGCCCACCUUCCCUUCCCCACCACCUCAAUACCUGUCCCCUAGCCCUCUCCUUCUCCUCUCACCUCCAAGGUUCACAGAAUGUUGAUAAUGGGAUUUCUAGAUCCAACAUUUAAUCUCCUGAGCAAGCUUAAUUUAACUGUUUAUAUUACAGUUAUCUUGAUUUGAUUGUGAUUGUUUGAAGCAUUUCUUGCUCAUGACGAAACUUUCUUUUCCUGAGCCAUUGAUGCUCAUGACCUGUCAUUGAUUGGGGACAACUGUUGUCCCACAGGGCCCUCUUGUGGAGCAGACCAUCUCCACCUUUUUAUUUCUACCUACCUGUGCAUAGUGUAUGAUGCUUUAAAAUAAUUAUAUGGUUUUGUUUGAACACUGGCUCUUUUGUUAACUAGAAAGCAUUUUAGCUGAAUUACAGGAAUGGGUGUCACAAGGUUAUCAAUUACAGAUGAAAUAUUUGCAAAUGGAUAGAUUUUCGUUUUUCCAAAAUCACAAUUGUAAUUUCUCUUAAUGCAACGGAAAGCAUGGGAAAUAUUUAUCUCUGAUUUCAUGUCAACAGAAAACUACCUAGCGUCUGAAAAUAUUUGUAUUUUUUAUUUGUAUUGUUUUCAAACUUUUCGAAGGAACUGUUUCAAUCUUGGUGUGUAAAGGUGUUUUUGUAAGUGUAGAUAUAUAAUAUCUUUCACAGUAAUCACUGGGAUGACACUGAAUCUUAUUUUCAUUAUUGUCAGCAUUUUUCUUUAAUGCUGGUGUUUUAAAUUUGGGUAGAACGAAGAUGACUGGACCUGAGUAUCAGGAUGAAGACACUUCACUUCCUGUUCCUAUAAUGCCCUUCACAACACCACCCAUCUCCCCAUUAAACCUGACCUUUAACCCACAAACCUCCUACUGUAUCAACAUAUUACACCCGCCAAUCUGCAGCUGCUGAUACACAACCAUCUUGCUAUAUGAUGCUUGAAUUAGACAUGGGAUCCAUUUAAAUCUAUGUUGAUUAAUUGACACCUGUUAGUGUUUGCUUGUUCUAUUGUGUUUUUCCGGUAAUGAAGAAGAAGAAGAAGAAAAAAUGUGAGAAGGUGUAAGAGACAGGCAAGGACAGCAGAUGUAUUUCACGGAUUGUAGAGAGACACACGGUAGAUACUGUAGCUCCUAAAACUGUCAUGUCUAAAACACAAACACACAUACAGUUGAAGUCGUAAGUUUACAUCCACUUAGGUUGGAGUCAUUAAAACUUGUUUUUCAACCACUCCACAAAUUUCUUGUUAACAAACUAUAGUUUUGGCAAGU
This is a messenger RNA of Oncorhynchus tshawytscha (Chinook salmon), 5566 nucleotides long. RefSeq names its product zinc finger protein ZFPM1-like. Gene Ontology annotation, cellular component: nucleus. The record is from RefSeq and is a predicted model, not a curated record. Lineage: Eukaryota; Metazoa; Chordata; Actinopteri; Salmoniformes; Salmonidae. The transcript has 9 exons. Bases 406 to 4044 code for a protein of 1212 amino acids. Gene Ontology annotation, molecular function: RNA polymerase II-specific DNA-binding transcription factor binding. Gene Ontology annotation, biological process: erythrocyte differentiation; negative regulation of transcription by RNA polymerase II; heart development.